GCAGCUACCUCUGCAUUGGAGCCACACUUAAAGCAUCCAGCAAACCGGAAGCGGAGCUGACCUGGAAACCUCUCCUGGACUGGCAGGGGGGACCUCUUAGCAGCAGAGGAAAUGGCCAUCUUCAGGCAGCUGUCCCUGGGUGUGAAGGCCGCCCUGGCAGCCAGCACUGUCUUCGUUUCCAUGAUCAUCUCCCGCUCCUAUCUCGCAGAGAGUCUCGAACUCAGGGCCUGGCGUUGGCUGUUCCGCCUGCAGCUGGCCCUGUUCACCAACUCGCUCAUGCUCAUUGGCUCUCUGUACAUCUGGCGGGGCACAGUGGGCAACCUCAGCCAUACCCCAGCUGCAGAGUCCUUGUACUUUCAACUUUGGAAGAUGGCUGUCGUGGCCUUUCUGGUUCUGGCCCAUUCCAGUUUCUUCACCUCGCUCUUUCUGGUGGCUGAGGAGCCCUAUCUCUUUUCCUUGGUAGCCUAUUCGUGUCUUGGGGCAUACAUCAUCAUGGUCUUCUUCCUCUGUACCCUCAGUGGCAUGGAGCAGGCCUACCAGCUCCUGGCUUGGCGCAGCACUAAGGUCAUGGGCAGCCUGGACAAGAGCAGGAAACUGAUCCUCAGGCCAGCCCUGGCAGUGGCGGUGACCGCCAUACUGAGCGUGGCUGGGCUUUUGAAUGCGGCCCAGCCCCCUGCUGUGAAGACGGUGGCAUUACCUGUUCACCAGUUGCCCCCCUCAAUGGACCACCUCAAGAUCGUGCUCCUCUCCGACAUUCACUUGGGCCCCACGGUGGGCAGGACCAAGAUGGAGAUGUUUGUGAGGAUGGUGAAUGGGCUGCAACCGGAUGUCACGGUGAUUGUGGGAGAUCUCUGCGAUUCAGAAGCCUCCAUCCUCCAGACUGCGGUCACUCCUUUGAGCCGGCUUCGUUCCCGCCUGGGCACCUACUUUGUCACGGGCAAUCACGAGUACUACACAUCAGAUGUCAGUAACUGGUUUGCACUGCUGGAAUCCCUAAAGGUCCAGCCCCUCCACAACGAAAACGUGAAGAUUUCUGCCAGCCGGGCCCAACGUGGCAGUGAUGGUGAUGGUGGCAUUGGCAGUGAGGAUCGCGACUGGAUCUGCUUGGCAGGGGUGGACGACAUCGAAGCGGACCUCCUGCGCUACUCUGGCCAUGGCAUGGAUCUGGAGAAGGCCCUGGCUGGCUGCAGUGCCGACCACACGACUAUCCUGCUGGCCCACCAGCCUCUGGCUGCCAAGAGAGCGCUCCAGGCUCGGCCUGAUAUCAACCUGAUUCUCUCUGGGCACACGCAUGCUGGGCAGAUCUUCCCCUUGAAUGUGGCAGCUUAUCUCCUGAACCCCUUUUUUGCUGGACUCUAUCAAGUGGCACAGACCACCUUUGUCUAUGUCAGCCCAGGCACGGCCUAUUAUGGGAUCCCCAUGAGACUGGGGAGCAGGGCGGAGAUCACAGAGCUGAUCUUGCAGCGGGCGGCCUGAACUCACCCCACUGCCCUGUCCACCUCUUCCCGGCCCCUGCUGCUCUUCACCCUCCCUGUCUUCACCUGCUUCCAGGUUUCUCCAAAGACCUUCCAAUACAUGCCUGUCAUAUGCCUUUGGGAAUGAUGACUGGGAUGGGCUUCAACUAUAAAAA
Suncus etruscus (white-toothed pygmy shrew) is the source of this 1630-nucleotide messenger RNA. RefSeq names its product transmembrane protein with metallophosphoesterase domain (gene TMPPE). The coding region runs from base 112 to 1476 and encodes 454 amino acids. The record is from RefSeq and is a predicted model, not a curated record. Lineage: Eukaryota; Metazoa; Chordata; Mammalia; Eulipotyphla; Soricidae. The transcript is spliced from 2 exons. Gene Ontology annotation, molecular function: hydrolase activity.